This is a messenger RNA of Serendipita indica DSM 11827, 1212 nucleotides long. The record is from the annotation of a GenBank genome assembly. NCBI's taxonomy places the organism in Eukaryota, Fungi, Basidiomycota, Agaricomycetes, Sebacinales, Serendipitaceae.
AUGCCAACUCACUAUCGCCGAUACCUCGUUUUCCUAUUCGUGGCCUUUUUAAUCUAUUUCUUAUUAUCGGAUAAUACAGAAGAUGAACAUGUUUUAUCAAGUCGUCGAGCCGAAGAGGUUGUUUUCGACCCAGAACCCGUCGAACGACCCGUCAAGGAGCACCCGAGCUACCAAAAGACGAUUGUAGCCAUUGGCGACCUCCAUGGAGACCUCAAGAAUGCUCUCAAGGUGCUCAAGAUGACUAAUGUCAUAGAUGAGAGCAACAACUGGUCGGGCAAGAUUGAUAUUCUCGUCCAAACCGGGGACAUUAUCGUAGAUCGCGGAGACGACACGAUUCCAAUUUUCCAUUUGAUGGACACGUUGCGAGCACAAGCCCGAGAAAGAGGCGGAAUUGUGCUCUCAAACCUUGGGAAUCACGAGUGGAUGAAUGCAAUAGGCGACUGGAGAUACGUCUAUCAGACCGAAAUCAAGACAUUUGGCGGGGUGGCUGAACGUCAAGCCGCGCUCUCCUCGACGGGUUGGCUAGGCCGUACCUGGGCGCAUAACUACACCGUCACAACACGUCUCCCACUGCACCCACACCUCGGCCCGCCCAAUACAGACUAUGACCCAAAAACGCGACCGACGAGCGACCCUCUGGCACAGGCAGCCCUCUCGUUUGUGCACGGUGGUCUGGCUCCAGAUUUCCCGUAUCUAAGUCCAUAUCCGUCAUCGAUCAAUAAUCUUGGCUCAUCGUUACUCCGAAAGCUCCAGACGCGCGUCCAGCCUCCACCGCAUCCCCCAAACCCCUACCCAGGCCUGCCACAAGAUGCGACAGUAGCAGAACAGUACCUGUACUCUGGUGACGGGCCUCUCUGGUAUCGUGGGUGGGCGCUUGAAGACGAAGCGGCUGCCUGCAGCAAAGUGGACGACGUCUUGCAACGUACGGGGACGCGACGACUGAUCAUGGGACACACUCCAACGUUUACAAACAUUGUUUCACGAUGUGGCGGCAAGGUCAUUAUUAUUGACACAGGAAUCUCGCACGCGUACGGAGGGGUUCUCUCAGGCUUGAGCAUCACGUAUUCGCUGUAUCCGUUGGAUGGUGAUGCGAAACGCAAGCAGGACCAGCGGUGGCUAGAGACGGAAAAGGUGGCAGCGGUUUAUACUGACUUUAGCAAAAUUCUGGUGGAGGAAACGCGGGAGAUGGUUGGGGACUAUGGGGCUAGUUGA